UAACGCCUUCCAAAAUCGCUUUCUCUUCUCCUUUCUUUGUCUCUUCUUUUCUCCCACUUUCUAUCAUCAAUUAUUCUUUCUCCUGCUAAUAGCAUCAUGUCCUCGACUUCUAGCACAAUCAGUUUGCGUAGGUCUUGUCAGGCGUGUGCAAAGGUCAAACGCCGCUGUGACCGACUCAUCCCCAAGUGCAGCCGAUGCUCCACCAAAGGCAUCAACUGCGAGUACGUGAAUGCCCCCCUCGCAGCCGGCAUGACAUCGAAGAUUCAAAAGCAAAAGCCCAUUCGAGCCAUUACUUCGAUCCCUCCGUCUCUAGAUAUGGAAAUUCUCAAGACCUUCGAGCCGUCCAUUGUUCGGUUUAUCGUGAACGGAAUGCGCGAUUUCCCCAAUGCAUUCGCCCGAGACGUCAAAACAUCGUUCAUCCACCCCGAUCUCUACGAUAAUCUAUCCCUCCCUGGUCCAAUCCAGGAUCUUCACAUUAUCUGCGCCUCAUACAAUGCCAAUCCCUCUUCCCAGCUCCUCUGCCGCGUCCUGAAACAAAAGUCCGCCGAAAUCCGCCGACAGGCCGCCCGGGCCAGCACAUUCGAAGACCUCCUCGUCUGCAUCCAGGCAUUGGUACUUGCUCAAUGUAUUCUCGUAUUCGACAGACCCGAAAACGAUGACCAGUAUCUCGAAAGCACAACCAAUAUGCUCACAGGGCUUGCGUGGAAACUGUGGCAACAAGCCCCGAUUCAACUCCCACAUACUCUUAGCCCCCGACGGGCAUGGCUACUUGCGGAGAGUGUCCGCCGCACCAUUAUCGUUGCGUACAUUCUCCGCAGUGCCUAUUCCUUUGAUAAGCGCAAUUACUCGGUCCGAACACCCUUCAUCGAGGCGUUGCCAUUCGACGUGCGCACGUCACUCUGGGAUGCACCGGCAGAGAACUGGGAAGAAGCUGCAGUGACAUCACAAUCAUCUAUGGUGUCUUUGCGAGAAUACUCAGGGAUGCUGGAGUCUGGACGGGUCCAUGGGAUUUCUGCAUUUGGGAAUUUGAUACUGGCUGCUUGUAAGGGGAAGACAGCGGCUACAGUUCAAUUUCCGUCAAGACAUCCCACUCUAGUGAGCUGAGCUUGCUUAGAAUCAACACAUGGAUUUAUGGAUGAGGAUUUUGCCAAACAAAAUUACAUCAUUUGACGUGAUUACUCGAAUUGAGGCUGAAUUAUGAUCUACCGCAAAAACUGCUUCAGAAGGCCCGAUAGCAUCUCAGUC
Aspergillus wentii DTO 134E9 is the source of this 1245-nucleotide messenger RNA. RefSeq names its product Zn(II)2Cys6 transcription factor domain-containing protein. Gene Ontology annotation, molecular function: zinc ion binding; DNA-binding transcription factor activity, RNA polymerase II-specific. The transcript is spliced from 2 exons. Gene Ontology annotation, biological process: regulation of DNA-templated transcription. NCBI's taxonomy places the organism in Eukaryota, Fungi, Ascomycota, Eurotiomycetes, Eurotiales, Aspergillaceae. The record is from RefSeq and is a predicted model, not a curated record. The coding region runs from base 97 to 1104 and encodes 335 amino acids.